AUGUCGGCGCCUACAGAUCAGUUCUACCUGCGAUACUACUCCGGUCACUCUGGACGGUUCGGACACGAGUUCCUGGAGUUCGACUUCCGCGUCCUUGGCGAUGGAAGAAGCGCAGUUGCGCGUUACGCGAACAACUCUAACUACCGAAACGACAGCCUGAUUCGCAAAGAGAUGUGCGUCAGCGCUCUUGUUAUCGACGAGAUCAAGCGCAUCAUCAAGACCAGCGAGAUCAUGAAGGAAGACGACUCAAAGUGGCCACAGAAGAACAAGGACGGGCGUCAAGAGCUCGAGAUACGGCUAGGCAACGACCAUAUUUCAUUCGAGACGGCCAAGAUAGGUUCAUUGGUCGAUGUCACGGAGUCCGCCGACCCUGAAGGACUCCGAGUGUUCUACUACCUGGUGCAGGAUCUGAAGGCGCUGGUGUUCAGCUUGAUCGCCCUGCACUUCAAGAUCAAGCCCAUCUAA
This is a messenger RNA of Colletotrichum graminicola M1.001, 465 nucleotides long. RefSeq names its product mago nashi protein. The coding region runs from base 1 to 465 and encodes 154 amino acids. Gene Ontology annotation, cellular component: exon-exon junction complex; nucleus. Lineage: Eukaryota; Fungi; Ascomycota; Sordariomycetes; Glomerellales; Glomerellaceae. The transcript is spliced from 6 exons. Gene Ontology annotation, biological process: RNA splicing. The record is from RefSeq and is a predicted model, not a curated record.